Messenger RNA from Homarus americanus (American lobster), 1521 nucleotides. RefSeq names its product cell surface glycoprotein 1-like. The record is from RefSeq and is a predicted model, not a curated record. Lineage: Eukaryota; Metazoa; Arthropoda; Malacostraca; Decapoda; Nephropidae. The annotation marks the transcript as partial. The transcript has 7 exons.
AUGGUCUAUGAUUCAUUCCGCACUCCAUUGUUGCUGAGUCCGGACUGCGUGACUGUAGAGUUUGGUGGAGGUUUGGAGAUCCGGCUGAAGCUGGCCCUGUAUACCACUACUACCACCACUACCACCACUACCACUGAUACUACUACCACCACUACCACCACCGACCUCCAACUCCAAAAAACUACAAGAGCCUUCAACUCCAAUAAGACCCUCCACCUCCAAGACCUCCAACAAGAACCUCCACCUCCAAGACCUCCAAUAAGAACCUCCACCUCCAAGACCUCCAAUAAGAACCUCCACCUCCAAGACCUCCAACAAGAACCUCCACCUCCAAGACCUCCAAUAAGAACCUCCACCUCCAAGACCUCCAACAAGAACCUCCACCUCCAAGACCUCCAACAAGAACCUCCACCUCCAAGACCUCCAACAAGAACCUCCACCUCCAAAACCUCCAACAAGAACCUCCACCUCCAAGACCUCCAACAAGAACCUCCACCUCCAAGACCUCCAAUAAGAGCACAUGAUGGGGUGCUGGGAGGUCGACCACAAGCUGAGAGAUGGGAGGUCAAUCAGGAGCUGAGAGUUCAAAGAAUUACGCUGGGAGGUCAAUCAGGAAAUGAGUUCAAAGAAUUACGCUGGGAGGUCAAUCAGGAAAUGAGAGUUCCCAGAGUUACGCUGGAGUUGAACUCCCAGGACCCCUCAGAACUCCCCCAGGAUCCUCAGAACUCCCCCAGGACCCCUCAGGAACUCUCCCAGGACCCCUCAGAACUCUCCCAGGACCCCUUAGAACUCUCCUGGGACCCCUUGGGAGCUCUCCCAGGACCCCUCAGAACUCCCCAGGACCCUUGGAACUCUCCGGACCCCUUAGAACUCUCCAGGACCCCUCAGAACUCCCCCAGGACCCUCAGAACUCCCCCAGGACCCCUCAGAACUCUCCCAGGACCCCUUGAAACUCUCCCAGGGAUCCUUGAGAACUCUCCCAGGACCCUCAGAACUCCCCAGGACCCCUUAGAACUCUCCCAGGACCCCUUAGAACUCUCCCUGACCCUCAGAACUCCCCAGGACCCUCAGAACUCCCCCAGGACCCUCAGAACUCUCCCAGGGACCCCAGAACUCUCCCAGGACCCUGGGGAAUCUCCCCAGGACCCUCAGAACUCUCCCAGGGACCCCAGAACUCCCCCAGGACCCUCAGAGACUCUCCAGGACCCCUCAGGAACUCCCCCAGGACCCUCAGAACUCCCCAAGGACCCCCCAGACUCCCCAGACCCCCAGAACUCCCCCAGGACCCCCAAACUCUCCCAGGAACCCCAGAACUCCCCAAGACCCCCAGACUCCCCCAAGACCCUCAGAACUCUGACUCCAGAACUCCCCAAGACUCUGAACUCCCCCAGGAUCCCAGAACUCCCCAAGACCCCCAGAACUCCUCAGGACCCCCAAGAACUCCCCCAGGACCCCCCAGGAACUCCACCAAGACCCCCAGAGGUCCCUACCUCCCCUCCCCUACCUUCCUCUCCCCCCACC